Molecule: messenger RNA, 6870 nt
Organism: Ramularia collo-cygni
Lineage: Eukaryota; Fungi; Ascomycota; Dothideomycetes; Mycosphaerellales; Mycosphaerellaceae
Exons: 2
Coding region: 1-6870 (2289 amino acids)
Source: RefSeq, a predicted model, not a curated record
AUGUCGGGCUACAUGUCGGGAUCUGAGAGAGAAGGAUCUCGCGACCGCCGAGACUCGGGUGCCUUCCAUCAGCAUUCCAGGUCCGAGAGUAGCAAUGGACGCGCGAGCAUCCCCAUGUGGGAUAGCUCCGACCCAGACCGCGCACCGCCGCCGCUCCCUCUAGCACCAAACCACGGGAGCCCCACGACCAAGGCCAACACCUCCGCUGGUAUUGCCGCGGCUGCGAAGAAGAUUGUCGAGAGUGCGCGCGAGUCUGCUCCGCUAUCAUCAUACACGUCGAACUCUACGGCACUCCCCGAGCGGUCACUUGUCAAAGGUGGAAUUCACAAGCGCAUGCAGUCUUUGCAGACGGGAAAUGUAAAGGAUCUGAGGAAUUAUCUCGACAACAACCGCUCUCCAGAGCGGUCACCGGAGAGACCCUCUUCCAGAGGUACGCAUAUGCAAUACAGCCGUAUGAGCAGCUUCGAUGAACUCCCAUCUUCUCCAAUUGAUCGGUCAACCACUCCUACACAAGGCGAGCGCGACGUGUUCAAGGAUACGCCUUCACUUCGACCGUCAUCUCGUCAGCCUCCCAAAGCCAUUCUUGGGGAGAACACUCCUCCAUCAGCAACUAUGCUGGCGCUGCAGAACAUGCAAGUACCAGAGCCACCGCUGGCGGACAUUACAAAUCGUCCAAGCACACCAGGCGGCACUCCACGAGUCCAUACCCAAUAUGACUUCUCUAGUCAGUUGCUGAACAUCACUACCAUUGCGACAAAUCUUCAAAAGGAAAUGGCUCAGCUCAGCAGGCGAAGCAAGGACAAUGCGACCGACCUGCUCACCCUCAAGGAGGCCACAACCUCACGCGAUGAAGACAUUCGGAAGAGUCUGCGUGACCUUGCUGGUUCUGUCACUUCGAGCCAUCUUCUGGGCCCUCCACCUCCCAUCCCAGGUAGCAGUACCCGGAGACAAUCCUACAGCACUCAGCAUGUGGACAGCAACGUCUUCAGCUCACCUCCGUCCGCGAGCAAGUCGUACAACUUUCCUCGUGCGCAAAGCGCCCACAGUUUCAUGGAGGAGCCUCGAUGUGGAUCGCCUUCGCCCUACUCCGUUGAAGGUGCUGCCAGUGUGGCUAUGCUGGAGAAAAUCAUUCGUGAGAUGGUGACCAAGGAAGGCCAGGAGCGCCUACAGUCCACUCUUGCUGAACUGCUCGAGAAGAGUCGCAAGGACAACUUCGACGCGGCUAAGAAGGUGGAGGAGCUUUCUGAGUUCAUCAAGUCCAAAUCACAAUCUCAGGCUCUUGUUCACGUUCCGGAAGGAGGCCCACCACACCUGGAAUUGAACUUUGAUGCGCCGCGCGAAGCGAAGCAUGAUGGAAACGGCAACGCCCAGCAGAUUAAUCCGGCUGGCGAGGCAGAGAUUAUGAGACUUCUCCAGCGCAUCAAGGACUCUAUCUCCCACUCUGGCGGUACCACCUCAGAAGUCAAGGGCUUGGUCCGGGAUCUUCGAGGUGAGGUUCUUGGAAUGGGUAGAGAGUUGGGCAAGAAGCUCGAUCAGAUUGGUGAGACUCAGCUGAGCACGACCUUGGAUCGUUCAAUCCAUGACGGGCGUGAUACGGAGCAUCUCGAAGAAGUGCAGCGGAUCGUCGAGGAAGGUCUUGCGGAGCUGAAACAUCAAAUGUCCUCUGUUCUCAAGGAGAGGGCGGAACAGGAUGACGAAUCCUUCAGGCAGAUCUCAACUGCCCGGUCUGGUCCCAAUGGCGAUGAGAUGCUUUCCGUCGUUAAGCACGCGCUUGCAGAGCACAGCAAUACCGUGGGCAGCGAAGCACAGCCACCAAGCCUUGAUAAAGAGGGCGUGCUGGAUGCCGUGAAGGAGGGUCUGAAAGAGUUUGAGCCAAACAUUGAGCUUCAACAAUUCGGCCUGGAGCGGGACGAGAUCUUGGCAGUUCUCAAGGAGGGCCUGGAAGACUAUCAAAGCAGUCGGGUGGAGCCAGGACCAGCCAGUAUCGACAAGGGCGAGAUCUUCGAGGUCAUGCAGGAAGCUCUCAAAGACUUCCAGGCACCAUACCCAGCCGAACAACUGGACGAUCUCAAGGAGGAACUCAUCGGCAAUGUUCGACUAGCAUUGGAGCAAUUCCGCCCUGCUCCCUCUGAAGCUGCAAUGGACCCGGAGGCGAUGCAUGCUGCCAUCUUCGACGCUGUCAAGGCAGGCAUGGAGAACCACGGGCCUUCCGCACCUCGAGAGCUCGAGAUCAGUAGAGAUGAUCUUUUUGACGCUGUCAAGGCUAGUCUGGAUGUAUCCGCGAUUCCUUUCGGUGGCUUGGGCGAGCAGGUACUGAGACAGAUGCAGGAGCUCAUCGAGGGCAUGCGUGAGGAGUUCAAGGAAUAUUCUGCCGCCAAUGGUCGGGAUACUGAGCAGGUUCUCGACGCCGUGAAUGACGGUCUCGAUCGUCUACGCUCCGACGUGGAGACGUAUGUCGACAAAGCACAAGAUGUGACUGGCAAGGACGAGAUUGUUGAUUCCGUCAAGAUGGGUCUUGAGCAGCUUCGGCAGGACGUCCAAGGCUACUGCGCACAGGGCCCGCUCGAAGAUAACGGCAAGACGGAAAUGCUUGAAUAUAUCAAGUCCGAGUUUGAGCAUCUCCACGAGGCCAUCAGCACCCGCGAGAGUUCGCGCGAUGUUGACGCGUCAGAUGCUGACAGUCACACUGCUGUCAUCUUUGCUUUGAAGGAGGGCAUGGAUGAUCUCAAAGCGCAUCUGGAGAGCCGCAGCGAAGACUCGCGCGAGAACGACGACCUGAAUGAGGCCAUGCGAGAAGAAUUCGAACAGCUGAAGGGAGCUAUCCUCAAUGCGAACUCUGCCGACAAGAACGAGCUCAUUGAGACCAUCCAGGAUAGUAUGGGUGCGUUGCACUCGAAGUUAAACGGCAGUGAGCUGUCCGGCUUGUCCUCUGGAGGCUUUGACGAGAUUCACCACACCCUUCGCGAAGAGCUCGCUGCGCUCAAAGAGUCCAUUCAUGCCAUGGUUGGCGAAGUUGACAAGGACGCAAUUGUCUCCGAGCUUCGUCACUCUCUGGAGGAUCUAAGAACACAGCUUGCUGGAGAUCAGAGCGAACAGUCAGCCGAAUCCCUGGGCGCCAUCAAAGAAGAGCUAGAGGCAUUCAAAGAAUCUCUUGGUAGCUCUCUCGUCGUUGGUGGCCCUGGUGACCAUGUCGAGGCUCUUCAAGCCAUUCGUGCGAGUAUCGAGGAGGUCAAGGAGUCAACUUCCAAGGGGGCUGGUACUGGCAUUUCGGACGAACAGCUGGAAGCCAUCCGCGGCGAGUUCGAAAACCUCCGCACGUCCAUUGCUAGCAGCGCCAUCCAUGCAGGCUCCAACGAAGAAGUCUUGGAUGCCGUUCGUCUCGGUCUGGACGAUUUACGUUCUCAUCUCGAAAAGAAGCUCGACAACCCUGAAAGCAUCAUCUCUCACCAGGGCCAAGUGCUCGAUGCUUUGAAUGAGCAUCUCGAAACCCUGCGAACUGACGUUCUCAAGACACUUGAGAGUCAGCCUGACAAACCUCUUGACAUGACUGUCAAUUAUGAGAUUCUUGACACACUCAAGGAUGGUUUGGCUAGUCUGCGGUCCGAUAUGGAGACCCUCAAAACUGUUAGACCUACCACCUCCGAAGGCGGCAUGGUCGUUUUGUCGGAUGGAGCAGCGUCUGGCGAUGCCACCCGCGAGCUUGCUGCCGAUUCUCCUGCUKCUGCUGCGUCUACCGGCGCUGGCAUCAGCCGCACCGAUUUUGAAAAAGUUGAGGUCCUGCUUGCCCAGCUACAGAUCAAGAUUGAGGCUAUGGAUCAUACAAUCCAAGACAUGCCAGGCCAUGGGCAGCCUCCACAAGCUUCGGAAGACACCGCUGUGAAGGCUGACCUGGUGGUCAUGGAGAAUAUGCUUCGGGAGCUGCAGGAGUCUGUCAUGGCUGCCAAGGACGAGCGAUCUCCAGAGGGCGCCGCCCGGAAGGAGGACACUGAUGCUAUCGAAACACUCUUACGCAACACCAAAUCUCACCUCGAGGACUUGGCACUACCAGACCCCGAGACCGCAGUCACCAAGGAGCACCUGGAUGAAGUUYAAGCUGUCGUGCGGCUAACCAACGAAGCAAUGGAGAGUCUCGCCGAGAAAUUUGAGAACUCCKCUGCAUCAAAGGCGGACGUUGCGGUUGUCGAAGUGCUUGCUCAAGACAUCAAGACACUCAUGGAGGAUUUGAAGGCCAAGACAGCCGAGAAAGCUGAGGAGGCGGAGGCGGCGGAUGCUCCAGAAGUCAUGACCAAGGCGGACCUGGAUGUUCUAGGCGUGCUCUGCACGGAGAUCAAGGAGCGCGUGGGCGAGAUGAUCUUGCCUGAUCCCGAGGCUGUGCCAUCCAAGUCGGACAUUGAGCAGCUGCAAGGGCUCAUCACCGACUUCCGGGAGAGCCAUGACAAGAUGAGAGACAGCUACGAGACCGACAUCGCUGUGACCGCCAAAGCCUUUGACGACCGCAAGCAGGAGUUUGAUGACACUAUCACACAAAUCGGCGAGGUGAAGUCCCUCAUCGACGAGGUCAAGGCCGAGUUGAUCGAGAAGCUCGGCGAUGGCGAGCUAACCAUCAGCACUUUCGGCGAGACCCUGAAGAGUCUCGAAGAUAAAUCUGGCAACGAGAGUGUCAUCGACGAGGUCAGGGAGGUCAUGGAGAAGGUCAAAGAAGAGUUCGAGCGUGCACACGAUUCUCUGGAGGCGAUCAAGGUGGACAAUGCACAGUCUGCAGAGUCUGCCCUUGAGAAGCAUUCCGAGCACAAGGAUACCAUCAUUGGCGAGUUGAAGGACAAACUUGACAGUCACUUUGAUAUCCUGAUGAGCAAGUACGAUGAUGCUCAACAUGCUGCAGAGGAGAACGCAAAGGCAAUGGAAGACAAGACCACUCAGCAGGAAGAAUUGCUGACCAGCACCAAAGCCAUGGCAGAUGACCUGAAGCUGUCUAUCGAUACUCUGGGCAGCACCAUGACCUCUUUUAUGGGCGACCUUCCUGCCACCAUGGAGAGGAUGGCUGAAGAAUCGAAGACCGUCUUCACCCAGGCUGUUGAAACCCACGCUCGGUUGGAAGAGACCGGCGAGAGUAUCAAGAGCGAACACCUUGCAACUCGAGAGGAAGUUGCAAAGGUCCUUGCCGCUGUUGAUCUUGUCCAGGGCGACAUGUCCGAGCACAAUCCACGCUUCAUGGUGACGCUUGAGGAAGUCCGUGCAUUGAUCAACAUACACUAUGAUCACUCGCAAAAGGCCACAGAGACUGCUGCCGAGCAUGCCCAGGCAGUCAAGGACAUGCAAGAAGCACUCAAGGCCGGCUUCCAAGACAGCAAAGCUCAGGCAGAGGCGCACACGGAAGGUCUCAGAUCUCAUCACGAGGAACUGAAGACAACACUCCCGGCGCUCAUGCCCGCUUCUAUCGAUCCUGCCCCCGCUGCAGAGAAGUACGACGAUACUGCGGUUCACGAGAAGCUUGACAAGCUGAUGGGCCACGUCGAGGAGGCAUCUGACCGCUCAACACAAAUCGAGCGUCUUGAUCAAAUCCAUGAAAAGGUCAUGGCCACUGCUGCUGAGGUCUCCGCCUUCGUGUCUGCUCAAAACAGACAAAUUACCGCCGACCACGAGGCCAAAGAGAAGGAGGCCGAGGAGAUUGCAUUACUCCUUGAGCGUCGUCUGGAGCGCAAGGACCAAAUCGAAGCCGACAUCACUGUAUUGAACGAGGAGAGGGAAUCUUUGCAGACUGCUGUUAAUGCACUCAAAGCCGAGAGGGAGGCUCUUGCAGCCCAAAAAUCCCGUUUGAACGCCGAAGUGUCAUCGAUGGAGACCGCGCUGCACAUUCGCCGCGAUGAGCUCCAUGCCAUGGACAGCAAGGCACUUGCAAUUGAGCGCCGCAUGCUUGAGGGCGUGAUGAGCCAAUCGCGCAUGCUGCUCCUGUCCAGGGCCGCACCAAAGGCCCCUUCGCCCAAGAAGAAGCCUCAUGUCGGGCGCGAUCUUCGGGUCCCCAGCACAGCGUCUGCCACCUCUGCGCAUACUGUCACAUCCUCUGUGCCAGCCCUCAAGAAUGCUCACAACCUGGCAAUGAAGUCGAGGCCGAACCUUCAGCGGAACGGACCUGCGAGCAACACGACUGAGCGUCGUAUUAUGUCGCUCAACCAAAUUGCGCACAAUGUACCGACAGGUGCGCACGCCUUCGCUGCACCUCCUGCUGAGACCAAGGCUAGUCUGUUGUCUGGGUYGAACACCGUCAAGCGUAGCCACUCAGUCAAGACGAACUUCCUGCAGCGUAAGCCGUCCUGGGCAGGAGCAAAGCGCAAGGUCAGCGGUACGGUCCAAAACAAGGAGAACGAGACUUUGUCCGAGGAAGACGAGGAUCUUGCUUCACCGAGUAUCAGCGAGGCCGGUACCGUCGAUCGACGCAUGAGCCAUCUCUCUGGCACGAGCACAUUCGCUACCGGCAGCUACCUCGAAGACGGCGAAACACCGGAUGAUGCCCAGCGUAUGAGCUACGCGCCCAGUGACAUGACGUACGAUACCCGUAGCAGUUAUCUGAGUGGAAGCUACAUGACCGGCAGUGAUGUUGAUGGUCGUACGAGCAUCAACAGCGAUUCUGCGGCUGGGGUCCUUGGUGCGGAGACUGCCACUAACAAUGGUACCAUUGAUGAGGAGUUCGAAGAGGCAGAGUCUGGUGCYGAGAGGGGGGAUGAGACGGAAGAUGAGACGGCGGCCGUUCUGCAGAGCCUGGAGCCACCACCGAAGGUUAUGAAGGCACUCUAUGCUCCGCCUAGCGACAGCGGGCUCGGUACGGACUGCCCGACUGCGAUGAUGAGCGGUGGGGAAGACUACUUCAAGUGA